AUGGGAGAAGAAAACCAAACCUAUGUGACAGAAUUUAUCUUCCUGGGCCUUUCACAGGAUCCACAGACACAAGUCCUGCUCUUCUUCCUGUUUCUCAUCAUCUACCUGCUGACUGUACUGGGAAAUCUGAUUAUCAUUGUACUUAUUCACGUAGACUCCAGACUCCACACACCUAUGUAUUUUUUCCUCAGGAAUUUAUCCUUUGCUGAUCUUUGCUUUUCUACCACCACAGUCCCACAGGUGCUAGUCCACUUCUUGGCAAAGAGGAAAACGAUUUCCUUUGCUGGAUGUUCAAUGCAGAUAGUUGUUUUACUUCUGGUUGGGUGUACAGAGUGUGCACUGCUGGCAGUGAUGUCUUAUGACCGCUACGUGGCUGUAUGUAAGCCCCUACACUACUCCACCAUCAUGACACAUUGGGUCUGUGUCCAGCUGGCCAUCGGGUCCUGGGUCAGUGGGGCAUUUGUAUCUCUGGUGGAUACCACAUUUACAUUGCGUCUGCCCUAUAAGGGCAACAAUAUCAUUAACCAUUUUUUUUGUGAACCUCCUGCCCUCCUAAAGUUGGCAUCAACAGAUACUUACAGUACAGAAAUGGCCAUCUUUGCAAUGGGUGUAGUGAUUCUCUUAGCUCCAGUCUCCCUUAUUCUUGUCUCUUACUGGAAUAUUAUCUCCACCGUGAUCCGGAUGCAGUCUGGAGAAGGGAGAAUCAAGGUUUUCUCAACCUGUGGCUCCCAUCUCAUUGUUGUUGUUCUCUUCUAUGGCUCAGCAAUAUUUGCCUACAUGAGGCCAAACUCCAAAAUAAUGAAUGAACGAGAUAAGAUGAUAUCUGUAUUUUACUCAGCAGUGACUCCCAUGUUGAACCCUAUCAUUUAUAGUCUGAGAAACAAAGAUGUCAAAGGGGCCCUUAGGAGAAUCACUACAAGAAACUACACUUCAAUCCUGAAGGCAACACGAGACAACCAGCAGCUCCAUGGAAUAAGGAAGCGCAGUCUCCUCCUAAUCAUUCUCAAAUUAUGA
Molecule: messenger RNA, 1014 nt
Organism: Elephantulus edwardii (Cape elephant shrew)
Lineage: Eukaryota; Metazoa; Chordata; Mammalia; Macroscelidea; Macroscelididae
Product: olfactory receptor 2D3-like
Exons: 3
Coding region: 1-1014 (337 amino acids)
Biological process (GO): G protein-coupled receptor signaling pathway
Cellular component (GO): membrane
Molecular function (GO): G protein-coupled receptor activity; olfactory receptor activity
Source: RefSeq, a predicted model, not a curated record